Fusarium vanettenii 77-13-4 is the source of this 1929-nucleotide messenger RNA. RefSeq lists its product as uncharacterized. The transcript has a single exon. NCBI's taxonomy places the organism in Eukaryota, Fungi, Ascomycota, Sordariomycetes, Hypocreales, Nectriaceae. The coding region runs from base 1 to 1929 and encodes 642 amino acids. The record is from RefSeq and is a predicted model, not a curated record.
AUGGACAGCCUGGAUCGCAUUAUUCAGGAGGCACAAGGCCUUCUUCAAAGACUCAUGGCGUCUAAAACGGCGUUACAGCUAGAGCAGCAAACACAACAAACACUCCAACAAACGAACCUCGGCACAGCUGCAGUUGCAUCGUUAUCCUCCACUCCGCAGAACCAUGUCAGAGUCGCCCUUCGUGAUCUGACUUCAAUCGCUCAAGAAGCCGUUCUUUUUUCGACCUCGUUUCUAUCUUCAUUCGAUCUGGAUAACGGGACAACCGAAACGGCUUCCUUCACGUCCGGUGCCGCCGCGGUAUUGACUCAGCGGACGCCGCUCCCUCCGUCUCCUCCGGAUCACUCACUCUCCGACCAUGACCAGGCAACUCUCGCACCGGCAACCCCGCGACCAGAGCAUUCCUUGCGUCCCAAUACCCCGUCAUCAAUAGAGUCUUUUGUUGAGGUUCGUGAUGCGACCGAGUCCAACGGAUCGGGGGGCAAAGGCGCCAAAAGGCAAGGCGGGGUUGGUCCAGGCCAACCCACCAAGAAGCCGAGGAUAGAAGGCAGCGCAUCUUCAAAGGGAGGCUCACACUCGGCCGAAAUUGAGAAGCUAAUCCUAAAGCUCAAAAACCAUGAUCAACUAUGCCGGAUCCCUUCAUUCCCCGCAACCGACCCUCCAACAGCGGCGAUGCUCCAGCGAGUUGCUGCCAUUCAGAGCGGGCCAGCAAUACGCCAGUUUUGCUCUCUUAUUGCUGCGAGGAGGGAUCGGACCACCGAUAUGGGCCUGUUUCAAACCCAGAGUCAAGGCGUUGAACGAGCGAUGGAGCUAUGGAGGAGUCUGAGGCUGAUUACGGACAAGUCGGUUCUGAACAGCUUCAUGUCGCGACUCGUGCAGUACCAAAUGGCUCUGGCCGUUGACAAUACCAAGCAAGGCCGGAUCCGUGCCGACCCAGUCGAGAUUAACAAAAUGAUGGACAAGUUCGGAUUCAGCGCCUCGGACCGUACCAAGUUCCAGCAUCAGGUCACACAAGGCCGGUUUUGGCGUCUGGUCUGCGGACGAUUCCCAGGACUCUUGUGCCUGAUCCCUUUCAAGUCGGCAAAGCCGUACUGCUUGUCAGGGCGUGACUACCUCAGUAUGAGAGGGGGCGAGCUAGAAAGGUUUGCAAAGCUCGUCGACACCCCUUUCGUGGAACGCAUCUGUCAGGCGUGUGAAGCGUUGAUCGACAUGGUCUUGGGAGUCAAGGACGAUAUGAUGUUUAAAUGGGAAAAGGAGCAUCCUGCACUUCUCUCCUGGGAAAAGAGCCUCUCCGACGACAUCUUGUUAUCACUACUACAACCGCACGAAUACUGCGAAGAGAACCAGUAUGAUGGCGAUGAGUUCCCCGACUGGGCCAAGCCAACCGGUUGGCUGGAUGAAUGGCCCUGGAAGGCCAAUCCCCUCGCAAUCGUUUCAACAGAACGUCAAUGCGAUUUCUGCUCCGAAAGCAAUUGCCAAUGUCUCUACACAAGACUGGUCAAGCGUAGGCCACGUAUAAAGUCAUGGGGCAAUCUGGGAUUUGGUCUCCAAGCAGUGGCUUCUCGUGAAGGAGAGGUCGCCUACAGGAAAGGCGAGGUGAUGGGGCAGAUCUGCGGCAAGAUCGUACCCAGUGGCACUUAUCCUCACAACUCUAGCUGGGUCAUGGACAUGCACCGACCCGACAUUGGUGGAGAGCCUGUCGUUUGUCAGAUAUUCGUGGCCGGCCCCAGUAAUUGUUUCUUGAACCUCAAUCACCACUGCCGGGCAUCGGCGCGCGUGCGCCCACUGCGAGUUUCCGGUCAUUGGAUAUGCGGGAUCGAGGCAGUCAGAGACAUCAGGCAUGGGGAGCAGAUAACGGUGAAUUUUGGCAAGAGAUUUCUUCGGAAUCAGGGUUUGCGAUGCGAGUGCGAAGCAUGCCGUGAGACUCUGUAG